This is a messenger RNA of Phacochoerus africanus (Common warthog), 2160 nucleotides long. RefSeq names its product tetratricopeptide repeat protein 39B-like. Gene Ontology annotation, biological process: negative regulation of cholesterol storage; cholesterol homeostasis; regulation of cholesterol metabolic process. The transcript has a single exon. Lineage: Eukaryota; Metazoa; Chordata; Mammalia; Artiodactyla; Suidae. The record is from RefSeq and is a predicted model, not a curated record. Bases 154 to 1911 code for a protein of 585 amino acids. Gene Ontology annotation, molecular function: protein binding.
CCUCACAGCUAUUAGUUUGUUUGCCUCCAUUUUAAUAGCAACAGCUCAGGCCGGGAAGAAGUGACCCCAGUCAGGAAGCAGGAGCUACCAUUUUUGCAGCCCCAGAUAUUCCACCUCAGAUCUAUUUCCCAUCUCUAAAGUGGGGAAACAAAGAUGUCACUUGCUCUGAACAGAAGAGAAAAUAAUAAGGAUGACUUUACAUCAUUUAGUAAGGGAGAAAAUGAUAAAGAGGAAAAGUUUGAAGACGCCUAUGAAAUGAUCCCUGCAGCAACAACAAUGGAUCUCAUAUCUUCCCUGGAAGAAUGCACAACUGGAUUGUAUUUGUUUCUGAAUAAUAGAUUCUCAGAUGCCAUAAAUCUCAUUUACCCCUGGUCGAAAAACAGCACAUACCAUGCUCUAAUUUACAGCAUCCUUAUGGUUGUUAAGGCCAUCCUGACUUUUGAUCCACAUGAUAUAGACAUUGGGCUGACUGCGGCAAAGGAAGCUUUGAGAACCUGUAACAAUUUCCGCAGAAAAUCUCGGAUGAUGAGUUUGUCUCAUCUAGUGAGUAAACAGGGCAUAAAGGCUAUCGAAGAGGAAUUGCAUGCAGAAGUCUGCUACGCUGAGUGUUUGAUCUUGAAAUCCACUGUAAUGUUUAUACAGGAUGACAGUGUGCUUAGUUUACUUAAAAGUGGCAUCAACAUUGGGUUAAGUUACCAAAUAUACAAAGACUGUCAGCAGGUACUAACACAGAUACAUAAUUACCAAAGCAAAACCUAUAAACACCUGGUUGGAGGCAUAAAGUUUGGACUUGGUGCAUUCAAUUUGAUAUUAUCACUUGUGCCACCAAAGACACUUAAACUACUCAACAUUGUUGGAUACUCUGGUGAUAGAGAGGUAGGCUUGACUUUGCUUCAUGAGAGUGCAUCUGAAUCCCAUAUAAAUAAUAUCUUAAGUGUUUUGACUCUAUUCUUUUAUUACAAUUAUAUCUCUGUAGCUUUUGGUGUUGAAAAAGGCCACAGUUCUGCUAUAGAGAAUCUCUCUCUAAUCUACCUCCAGAAAUUUCCAAACUGUGUCAUACUUAAAUUUUUUCAUGCACGUUUUAGUAUGCUGAAAGGAAGUUUUAAACGUGCCCAGUUAACACUGGAGGAGUGCAUUUUUAUUCAGAACGAAUGGAAGCAGGUUCAUCACCUCUGUUACUGGGAACUCAUGUGGUGCUACAUUUUUCUGCUGGAAUGGAGGCAGGCUUACCACUUUGCUGAUCUACUGUUUCAAAAUAGCAGAUGGUCCAAGGCAAUAUAUUCAUUCGCUAAGGCCUCACUACUGGCCGUGCUUCCUUCUGACUUUUUGAAAUCAGUAAGUGAAGACAUGAGCUCUCUCUUCUUAAAUGUGGAUAACCUGAGAAUCAGAAUUUUAGGAACUUCUGUGCCAAUAGAAAAGUUUGUUGCUGAGAAGGGUCAGCGCUAUGGUAGUACUCCUGGCUGGUUUACAGCACAGCCCAUCCUGGAAUUCAUUUAUGCCUGGAGUGGUUUCCGAGUCAUGAGCAAAAGGCUAGAACUUAUUUCCACCUGGCUAUCAAUAAUUGACAAAGGAGAAGAGCUCUUACGAGAAAAUCCAAAUAAAGAGUAUGGAAUUGAUGACAUAAGUUUGCUAAAUUUAUUGAAAGGUCUGUGCCUAAAAUACUUGGGAAAAUAUUCGUUGGCUGAGCACUACUUAAAUCAUGUCAUUCAAAAGGAGAAAUUGUUAAAAUAUGACCACUAUUUGGUGCCAUAUUCUUACUAUGAACUGGGUAUUCUAUACUAUCUUAAAGGAGAUUAUGCCAACGCAAUAAAAAGCCUAGAAAACAUAAAAAACUACAAAGACUAUUCCAUGGAAGCCCGAUUACAGUUUAGGGCUCAUGUGGCCCUUGAGCAAAUAGCUAAAGAGAAAUGAUUUAGACACAAAUUGCGGUUUUGUUUUUUUAUGAGUGAAAUGUCUACAAUCGGCAAGGUAAUUAACAGCUACAAAAAUAAUUUCUUUGUGGAAGAAAUCCAAGAAGAGGCAGCUGCUAAGAAUGUGACCAGUAACAAGGAAGAAAGGAAUUGGCUCUUACGUUUCUCUCUUUCGUUCUCUAUACCUAUAAAAUGGAAUGUCUUACACUGGCAAAUGGAGUGAUGCACUUUCUUGAAAAAGAAAAGGCAA